Molecule: messenger RNA, 4389 nt
Organism: Fundulus heteroclitus (mummichog)
Lineage: Eukaryota; Metazoa; Chordata; Actinopteri; Cyprinodontiformes; Fundulidae
Gene: daxx
Product: death-domain associated protein
Exons: 11
Coding region: 336-2498 (720 amino acids)
Molecular function (GO): histone binding
Source: RefSeq, a predicted model, not a curated record
CCAAUCAGCGUCACUGAUGUUGACCGAGUUUAGCGGGUCUUUAGCUUGACAACAUAGCUAAGUUUCCAAGCCGUGUGAUUAGGGGUAGCAAUUUUUCAUGGCGAUAAAAUAUUAUAUUUGGUGUUUGUUUUAUUAGUUAAUUAUACGAUACGCCAACAUUUUUCUGGAGUAAUUUAUUUCUCACUUGGUCAGUAAAUGUUAAAAUGCUAACUAGCUGGUAAUGCUAAUAUGAGCUAACCAACGGCAUAUCCAUUAUGUGCUGCUGGGAAGCGCUUUCUGUCUUUAUUUUCUCGUCUAGCAGCUCCUAAAUAACAGCAGAACCAUUCAGCACUUAGAUGGCGGUGGCUCCCGCCUCGAUGGCCGAUAAGAUCAUAAUCCUUGAUGACGACGACGACACUAAUGAGGAAGAGGAGAGACCCAAAGCUUCAUCUUCUGCUGCCACCAUCUCAUCCUCUAAGCAUCAGGCUAUAAAAGCGUCUCCAGCUACUAAUCAGCAGACGACCCACAUCAUCCACUCGCCUUUUGCCCCGACGAACAAGACCACAAAUGUUCUGCAGAUCGAGAACCAGAAGCUGUUCGAUGAGUUUGUGCAGCACUGCACGCCGCUCACCAAGGACUGCCCAGAGGUUCUGACCUUCCUGCAAACCAAACAUGCCAAGGCCUGCCCCGACUACCUUUGCUCCGUGGAGUUCAGGAACACGCUGGGACAAUGUCUGUCUCGCGCUCAGGACAACGUCUCCAAGACCUUCGUCUACAUCAACGAACUGUGCACCGUGCUCAAGCAGCACGCCCUGAAGAAACGGCAGCUCCUCACCAAGGCGGAGCCGCCUGCGUCCGAAUCAGGAUCCCGUCAGCAAACGCUCAAAGCCAACGAUAAGACGAGGGGGAAGACGAGCGAGGAGGAAGAUGAGGUGAAACCGGAGGAGGAGGAGGAAAAGCCUUCCGCUUCAGGAGAGCAGGAAGACGGCGGGGAGGAAAAUCCAGAAGCAGAGCGAAAAGCCAGGAGGGCGUUAAGGAAACAGAUUGCUUACCUGGAGAACCUGCUGAAGCUUUACAACGAUGAGAUCUGCCGUCUGCAGCAGGCCGAGCUCAGUCUGGACGACAUGGAGACCGAAGACUCGACUUACAUCCAGGAGCACAAACUCAAGCGGAAGAUGAUGAAGAUUUAUGAAAAGCUGUGUGAGCUGAAAGGCUGCAGCACGCUGACGGGCAGAGUGAUCGAGCAGAGGAUCAAGUACACGGGCACCCGCUACCCUGAGAUCAACAAGCGGAUCGAGCGCUUCAUCAACAGCCCCGAGGCGCACAGGAACCCGCCGGACUACCUGGACAUCCUGCACCAGGUGCUGCGGGCCAACGAGCGCCACAACCUGUGUCUGAGCAGGAAGCAGCUGAACCAGCUCGCCCAGGAGGCCUUCAGGGAGACGGGCAGCCGCAUGCAGGAGCGCCGCCACCUCGACCUGGUCUACAACUUCGGCUCGCGCCUCACCGACGCCUACAAGCCCGCAACAGACCCGGCGCUGGGUAACCCCUCCCUGAUGAAGAAGCUGCGCUCCAACAGGGAAGUGGCGUUGUCCCGCCUGGAGGAAGUCAUCAGUAAAUACGCCGUCAAGCAGGACGACACCGAGGAGAACGAGAGGCUCAAGAGAGUCGACAAAGAGAAUCAAAAAUCGGAAGAGGAAGCAAAGACGAAGCAGGUGAACGGAUUGGCUCCGAAGGCGGGGGAUGAGGAGGAAGAAGAUGAGGAUGAGGAGGAUGACGAAUCUUCAGACACAGACAUAGAGAAGGAGAUCGAGGCCAGCACUCAGCAGGACGGCGCAGAUGAUGACGAUGAAGACGACAACGAGGAAGACAAAGAUAACGAGGCGGAGGAGACGUGCGACGACGGUGAAAACAAGGAGGAUCAGACGUACGAUCAGACCGGCAGCGUUUCUACGAGCAGCGAGCAAAACCUGAAGGACGAAGACGACGGCGUCUCCGACGACACCCAGGUGUCCCCCAUGUCCGACGUCCCCUCCCCCAGAGACAGCCCCAGCCAAUCAGAGUCCAUGCAGACCGACGAGCAGCAGCCGUCGCCCAAUUGGAGCCCAGCAGCUUCCCAUCAGCCCGUGGACGCGUCCAAUCAGCAGCCGGGGGAUCCUGCGGCGGACGGCCGGGUCGUUAAAGACGCCUCAGAGGUCCCGUCAUCACCGGCCACCACCAACGGGAAUCCUUCAGCCUCAGGAGAGCGGCACACAGAUGACCAACGGUACGUCUCCGCCCCCCAGCCCCAGAUUCACCAGGAGCCAGAAGAGGAAGAGGGAGGAAACUGCGUCGCCCGACUCCAAGAGCGUCAAACAGAAGAUCAGCUACGACAGCAGCGAUGCAGAUAUCCCUCUGGACAUGGGUGUCAUCUGCUGCGGUUCUCCUCAGACGGAGGAAUACUCGGUUCUCUGCACGCCGACCAAGGACCCGAACACGAGACUACAGUCGACGCCGCCACCCAAGAAAAACAAGGUUAACGUAGCGACUCAGUGUGACCCGGACGAGAUCAUCGUCCUGUCGGACUCCGAGUGAAACCAGGAACAACUUUGCAGGAACAACUUCAGGAAAUGUGUCCAGGUAAUUUCUGCUGACCCAGCAGGAGAACCGGAACGGGCCGAUAAACGCCAAGGAACCGCUGGUUCUGUUCGCCAUUUGUAAUUAGAACCGAACACCCGCUGUGAUCCGGUUCGACGGGACGAACUGGACGCUAACGGGAAUCAUCAGGGUGCAGUGUCUACUUCCCACCAGCAGGGAGGCGCUCUCUAACAGACGGAGGAAGAACAGCUGGUUCUCCGGACCUCCGGCUGGUGCUUGUGUUGUUAGAACCUCAGAUUUCAGCUUCUGGAGGCAGGAACCCGAUGGCGGCGCUGAUGAUCUGAACAGAGGAACACGUUGAGCUUUUUCCUCCUUGUCGGGGUUCGGCUCACAGAAACCAUCGUCUGUUUACAUUUUUUACGUAAACUCUAAUUUUCUUUCACUAAUAGCAGAGAGGUUUGGGUUAAAGUGUUCUGGUGAUCAUGUUUUCCUGUUUGUCCUGUUGGCGGUGGGAGGGGGGGGGUUGUGACACGCAGCAGAAACACGUUAAACUAAUUUUUUACUGACCUCUGGACACAAAUUUAAAGUUUUGAGAUAAAAAAAAGUUAGCAUUUAUUUAAGUUAGCGUCCCACAAGUUUUUUUUUUUCUUGUCAACAAACGCAUAAACGACCAGAACAGACAAACAUCUCAGUUUUUUUCCCUCUGAUUCUUCAUGCUUUGACGUCCAUCUGUGGGUUCCUGCUUUAAAAAGGCACAUAAAAGUGUUUUUAUUGAUCAGAUUCUAAUAAAGCAUAAGAUCAGUCAAAGAAGUGCAUUAAUUAGGAGAAUAAAAGUUAUGAAUACCUGCAGUUAUGAAGGAAUAACCCCAAACAGAAUCUCUUUGGCCUCUUUUUAUGUCAUACCUGCUCAGGAACAAGCAGCCAACACUGCCCCCUGCUGUUAAAACCCUGCAACUGGACGUAUUUACUUUAAAAAAGCAGAAAUGACCCCGAUAAGGAUUUUUCUUCAUGCUAAAUCUAUAAUAUUCCCCUAAAAUCUAGUUGGCUGCUGUAAGAAAGCACAUGCAAGAGGAUCCUGUAGCCAAGUCCACUUUAUAAAUUAGUUGAAUUAGAAGAUGUAGAAGACAAAGCGUGUUAAUCCACGUCAGAAAGUAGACCCCGGCGCCUCGCCUCUAAUUGCCGACAGCUCCUGCAGCCGUUAUCCGUAUAAUAAUCCGUCUUGUUUCCAGUCAGAGCAGUUUGAAAACGUUGACGCUGUUUUUUCUCAGAUGACAUUAAAAGAGCGAUCACCUUCAUUUUCCGAAGGAUGAAAUAUCCCAUUUGUUUCUCUGGCAUCCAGUUUCGCUUUAGUCUUUAUGUUUCUAGGUUUUAAUUCUGCUCCCUUCAGAUGAAAGAACGGGACUUUUUGAUAUAUUUUUUUUUACAUCCCUACAAAAAUAUUUUGGGAAUUGUUUCCGCAGAAUCCGUCAGUUUUGCGUUCAGCGUUUUCAGGAACCGAUGAUUGAAAGUUUAUUUUUCUUGGAUCUGCUGUAGUCGCUGUAAAGUUAGGAGUUUGUGUGUCUGAGCUCUGAUGUGAUGAUUUGUCUGUUCUCAGCUGUUUUAUUUCUCUACAGCUUGUUUUUUUUCCCCCCCACUGUGUAAAACCUUUAAUAGAUUUCUGCACUACGGGUGAAUUUCUGUGUUUUUUAUGGUGGCAAAAGCUCUUCUCACAGUGUAGAGCUAGAGAUGUGGAUCUCUGCCACAGACCGCCUCCUUAUCCUGAGUUUUUCUUUGCUCACUGUGAAAUUUUCUCUUAUUUUUAUUUUGAUAUGAAAAUAAAUUACCAAAAAAUAC